GGCAGAAGGCCGUGUGGGGCUGUGGAGCUGCGCCCACCUCGGUAACUUCUCUAUGAUGGGGCCAGUGUGGCUGUGGCUGCUGGUAACCGAGGUCCUGCUCCCUGUUCAUUGUCAGCCAUUUUCUCCCCACGGAGAGAAGAGUCUGGGGGUGCCUCAACCAGCCAGCCACCAGCUCCUGGAGCCAGCACCCACCUAUGGCAAGGUCACACCCACCAUCACUAAUUUUGCUUUGCGUCUCUACAAACAGCUAGCAGAGGACGUCCCCGAAAACAUCCUCUUCUCCCCCGUGAGCCUCUCUAGCAUCCUGGCUCUUCUCUCUCUUGGGGCACCUGCUGACACCCAAAUUCAGAUUCUGGAGAGCCUGGGCUUCAACCUCACGGAGACCCCAGCAGCUGACGUCCACCGGGGCUUCCAGAGCCUCCUGCACACACUUGACCUGCCCAGCCCCAAACUGGAACUGAAAGUGGGGCAUUCCCUGUUCUUAGACAGGCACCUGAAGCCUCAGCAGCGCUUUCUGGACAGCGCCAAGGAGCUGUAUGGAGCACUGGCUUUUUCUGCCAACUUCACGGAUGCAGCUGCCACAGGGCAGCAGAUCAACGACCUGGUGAGGAAGCAGACCUAUGGGCAGGUGGUGGACUCUCUCCCGGAGUUUGGCCCUGACACCGUCAUGGUUCUCUUGAACUACAUCUUCUUCAAAGCCAAAUGGAAGCAUCCCUUUGAUCGCUACCAGACCCGGAAGCAAGAGAGCUUCUCCCGGGACCAGAGGACGGCACUCCGCAUCCCAAUGAUGCGGCAGAAGGAAAUGCACAGGUUCCUGUAUGACCAGGAGGCAUCGUGCACUGUCCUUCAGAUCGAGUACAGUGGCACUGCCCUGCUGCUGCUGGUCCUCCCUGACCCUGGGAAGAUGCAGCAGGUAGAGGCUGCCCUCCAACCAGAGAGGCUGAGAAGGUGGAGCCAGAGGUUCCUGCCCAGUCUGCUGGAUUUGCACCUGCCAAGGUUCUCAAUAUCUGCAUCCUACAACCUGGAAGAGAUCCUGCCCCUCAUUGGUCUCAGCAACAUGUUUGACAUGGAAACUGACCUAUCAGGAAUCAUGGGGCAACUCAACAGAACUGUCUCCAGGGUGUCACACAAGGCUGCAGUGGACAUGAAUGAGAAGGGAACUGAGGCCUCCGCUGCCUCUGGCCUUCUUUCCCAGCCGGUGCCCCUGAACAUGACGUCGGCCCCACACGCCCACGCCCAUUUCAACAGGCCCUUCCUGCUCCUUCUCUGGGAGGUGUACACUCAGAGUCUGCUCUUCCUGGGGAAAGUGGUCAAUCCAGCUGCUGUGUGACUGUGGUGGGAGGCACAGUAUGGCUACCGGGCUGCACUGCAGGAUCCUUCGGAGCAGGCUUCCUUUGGGCCACAAACCAGCUCCCAAAUAAAGACACGGAGACUUAAUAUUAGUUAUGAAUGCCCAACCUUAGCUUAUACUUGUCCUGCUGGCUCUUAUAACUUACUCUGUUUCUCCGAUUUACAUUUGCCUCAGGUUUUUUAUUUUUUUUAACCUUCCUUUCAUUCUGUAUGUCUUACUCCACUGCUUACUCCAUGUCUGGCUGGCAGACGUCUGGCUAGGUGUCUCCCUAGAGUUUCUGCCUCAUUCUCUUCUCCCUUCUUUCCCAGCCUAGCUUAUUUCCUCCUACUUAUUCAUCCUGCCUAUCCCUCUACUGCCUAGCUAUUGGCUCUCCAGUUUUUUAUUAAACCAAUCAGAUGUCUUAGGCAGGCUAAGCAACGUAUCUUUACACCAUUAAACAAAUGCAGCAUAAACAGAUGUAACAUAUCCUUGCAUCAUUAAAAGUACUAUUCCACAACACCCCUGUUCUAAUAAAGCUGAGUUUGGCUGUGAA
This is a messenger RNA of Microtus oregoni (creeping vole), 1883 nucleotides long. RefSeq names its product serpin family A member 11 (gene Serpina11). Gene Ontology annotation, molecular function: serine-type endopeptidase inhibitor activity. The transcript is spliced from 5 exons. Lineage: Eukaryota; Metazoa; Chordata; Mammalia; Rodentia; Cricetidae. Gene Ontology annotation, biological process: negative regulation of endopeptidase activity. The record is from RefSeq and is a predicted model, not a curated record. Bases 53 to 1330 code for a protein of 425 amino acids.